Molecule: messenger RNA, 1089 nt
Organism: Impatiens glandulifera
Lineage: Eukaryota; Viridiplantae; Streptophyta; Magnoliopsida; Ericales; Balsaminaceae
Product: protein PHLOEM PROTEIN 2-LIKE A10-like
Exons: 1
Coding region: 1-1089 (362 amino acids)
Source: RefSeq, a predicted model, not a curated record
AUGGCGUAUGAUCUUAUUAAAACCAAAUCUGAUUUUACACGAAGAAAUGGAAACUGGGUUCUUCUCUUAGCAAGUCUUGGUUUCACCGGAUAUGGAGCAUACAAAGCAAUCCAAUCCCCUACAGUAAUCACAAUGAGAAAAAGAUUACUUAACCUCGCCGGAGCUUUCAUGUUCGUUGCAGAAGCUAUGGCCGAUACAGCCCAAACACUCGGCGUUGUUUCAAAAGAUUUAAAAGAAUUCGUUCUAUCCGAUUCAGAUUUCGUCCCAAAUAGUUUCAGACAGAUCACUAAAAUCGCUAGAUCUGAUGAUGUUUCAGACUCUGUUGUUAGAAUCACUCGUGCUUUAACCUUAGGUAUCAUGAAAGGAUACAGAUCUGAGAUAAGAAGAGGUGAGAUUAAACCCGGAUCAGGAUUAUCAGACAGGUUAUUCGACCGUCUGUUUUCCACCGCCGGAUCGGGAUUUGCAUCUAUCGUUGUUGGGAGUUUUGCUAAGAAUCUAGUAACAACGUUUUAUUCAGUUCCUUCAUCGGAUUCUGAAUCGGAUGUGAAAUGGGUUAACGUUGUUUGUGAUGAGAAAUGCAAAGAGUUGAUUGGGAAUUGCGUUAAGAUGUUCGUGGGUACUGCCGUUGCUUCUUAUCUAGAUCGUACUAUUGAUAUCAAUCCGUUUGAUGAGAUUUUCUCAGGUUUAACGAAUCCGAAGCAUGAUACGAAAAUGAAAGAGCUUUUAUCUUCAAUUUGUAAUGGGGCGGUUAAGAGUUUUGUGACGACGACGAAUCAAGUAUUGACUGGUUCUGAGACGAGGGCGACGGCGGCGGCGACAGGGUUGAAUAAGACGAAAUUGAUGGUGGAGGUGACUGGAAAGAUGACGUUUGAAACAGUUCGAUCGUUUCUUGAGUUUUUGUUGGAGAAGAUUUUGGAAGGAAUAAGGAAGAGUUUUGAAUUAUAUGAGAUGGGUAUUGAAAAAGGUUUUGAGAAGGGUGGUGAAGUAGUUGAUGAAAUGAAAGUGAAAACAACGGCUGUUUUCACCAUUUGGAUUUCUUUGUGUUUGAAUGUUCUUGGAAGUGUUUGGAUUAUGGUGCCGCCGGCAUAA